This is a messenger RNA of Caenorhabditis sp. 36 PRJEB53466, 6779 nucleotides long. The record is from the annotation of a GenBank genome assembly. Lineage: Eukaryota; Metazoa; Nematoda; Chromadorea; Rhabditida; Rhabditidae.
AUGAGUUCCCCGCCUGCCAUCGACGAAAAACCGGUAAUUUUAUUGAAAAUAAUGUGCAAAAACCAAAAAAAAAUUCCAGACAAGUCCAGAAUCGUCAGAGCAGCUUGAAAAAGUUGAAAAAGCUGAAAAAGUACGUGAGCCAACUUAUUCAACUCCUAAAACCAACCGAAUUUUCUUUUUUCAGCGUAAAAAUCGGGAAAGCCCGGAAAAAUCGGAUUCUUCCGGCUCCAAACGCAAAAAGUACGAGGACCCGAACAAGAAAGUGGAUCCGCUGGACGAAUUGCCAAUGAGAGUGCCUUUUAAAAUUGUCGACGGUUGGUUUUAGCGAUAGUUCAUUGAAACAUGAGAAAAUCAUAAUUUCUGCAUUUUUUCGGAGAAUUUUCACAAAUUUUACAGGUAUUCGACACCUCUCGCCGUACUGGGCGUGUUAUCGAACUCGGACGAAAGGCCGAUGGAUCGGACGGAAUUUAGUCGAAGUUUUCAGUGGCGAAUUCCUUUCGGCCAACAAAAAUUAUGCGGUAAGUCCUAAAAAGCGCGUAGCAAAUGUUUUUCGGUAAACAUUAGGGCCAAAUGUUCGCAGUGAGCCCAAUAAAUAAAAAAUGCAAAAGCACUUGAAAAUUGGCGUGAAAACACUCGAAAAAAAGUGAAUUUUGCGGUUCUUCCGCGCCAAAAAAAUGUUUUCGAAAUCCGACGCACGCCGACGGAGAGCUACCAUAUAAUUAUUGACAUUUCUGGCGCUUUUCAGGGCGAAAUCGAUUGAAAGUGGCUCUUUCUCCGGAAAGAAUGCAAGGGGCUUUUUGACGCCACUUCCAAUAUUCUGAUCGGACUUAAACUUUGCAGGCUUCUUAGAAUUGGAUGGAAGUAUACUGGGUACAAGUUUCAGACCCAUCUGAUCAUCUGGUCCCUAGAUAUACUGCUUUGAAUUGCUCUGAUCCACAUAUCUCAGGACCAGAUGAUCCGAUCGGCCUGAAACUUAAACCUAAUAUACUUCAAUCCACGUCCAAGAAUCCUGCAAUGCUUGGGUCUGAUCGAAUUCUUGUAAAUGGGCCAAAAGUCGAAAAAAUCUAGAAAGAUCCAGACUUUUUCUCCGCAAAAAACACUGACUCAUUUUUCCGAGACGGAUCACACAAAAAUGAUGUUCGACAGGCGGGCCUAAGUGAAGGAUUCGCCGCCGGCAAAAUACGGCGAAUAAUCGAAUUUCUUUCUCUUUUUUAGUAGCAUCGAAAACACACAUUAAAAGUGACGAAAAUCAAGGGAUUUUCGCGCUCUUCUCCGCCUAGAGCGAUGCGACCAUUUUUUGCCGAUUUUUCGAGGGAUUUCCGAUGGAGAAUGAGCUGAAAGUUCGAAAAAUUGGACCAAAUUGCAAAAAGGGCUCAAAAGUGCGGUGAUGCGAGCAAUAAUUAGCUCACUUCUUGGGAAACUUUUAUGCAAAUGUUUAGAAGCGAAAAUGGAGAUUUCUCGCUUUUUUUUUAUAAAUGAGAUCACAAAAAAAGAGCGGGACUUGGAAAAAAAAGUGCGUUUCCCGCUGACUCAUUCUCACUUUUUCCGGCUUCAAAAAGUGGGCGGGGCCUAUUUUAAAAUAAUGAUCAUUGAGAAAAAAAAGAGCCACAAAGCCCCCCUUCUUCACAUUUUCUCCCAUUUUCGAUCACAAAUUCACAAAAAGAAGGGCGGCGCCGCGAAAUUGGAGACGGACGACGGACACACCAGAAAGUCGCAAUUUUAGGGGUGAAAAUGAUGUGAAAAACAGGCAGAAUUCGAAAUUCGAAAAGCAACGCGUGUUUUCGGAUCGGUUUUUAUGAGAGCACACUCGAGAACAUUGUGGCAAAUACAGAAUCGAAAGUCUUGAAAUUUCGGCUCAAAAUCCAAGACGUCAUCGAGAAAAAAAAACGUAUUUUCUUCGCUCGAUGUGACGUCUAUUUUCCACGCCCAGUCUUUCAAUAUGGGAACCCCCCACAGGAAAUUCAAUUUUUCGCCUCGUUUUCAUUCAACUUUCGGUUUUUGCACCCCUCUGUUUUUCGAGGAAUUGUGUCUGGACCGGGCUUUCGAUUUUUGACCCAUUUGCCAUGAUCCGAUCGGGACCAAACUGUGCAGCCUUCUUGGAAUUGGAUGGAAGUAUAUUGGGUCCAAGUUUCAGACCCAUCUGAUCAUCUGGUCCCAAGAUAUACUGCUUUGAAUUGCUCUGAUCCACAUAUCUCGGGACCAGAUGAUCCGAUCGGUCUGAAAUUUAAACCUAAUAUACUUCAAUCCAAGUCCGAGAAUCCUGCAAUGUUUGGGUCUGAUCGAAUUCUUGUAAGUGGGUCAAAAGUGCAAAAGUCUGGGCCGGCCCUAAAAAACGGGCGAAAGAAAGUAGACAAGUACUCGAAGAAGCGGAGAAAUUGAGGAGAUUUUGAGUGGCUUUCGAGUUAUAUACGGAUGUUUUUCCCACAAUUUUUCGAUUAGAUGAUACUCGAAAAAUUGGGGAUUUUUGAGGAAAAUCGAGAAAGAGUUGAGCCACAAAACACACACAAUUUCAACGGUGUAAAAGUCCAUUAAAACGCCCACGGGUCGGGAUUACGGUAGCUGACGUGGCUAAUCGAAAUGAGCCCACUAACACCCCGCUUUUCCCAUUAAAACGGACACGAAAAUUGGGCGCCGCAGCUCAUUAGCAACGAUGGGCGCGAAACGGGAAGUGCGAAAAAGUUAUGCGUUUUUUUUGUGGAUUGCUUUACGAAACUAGGGAUUUUCGCAGGUUUUGGGCGAGUUUCCUAUGCCGAUUCUCCUGGAAUUGAAUUCUACGCGAAAUUUGAGACUGGAAUUGUGAUUUUUGCGCAAUUCUAACAAAAUUGAACCUAUGGAGCAGUGUGAACGCUGGCAAACUGAAGGCCGGGGUUCGAGUCCAGCCGGUGGCAAAACUCUUUUGAAAAGCCAAAACCACGUGAAAAUGUGAUAUUCCAUCAUUUUCAACGGGAAAAUUGUCAAAAUUCACGAGCAACCCAUAAUUAUCGCGGCGGACUAAUUGAGUUUAUGCAAAUUCGCGUCUUCCUCAUUUCCUGGAAAUACUCUCGCAACUCAACCGAUAUCUAUAUAAUCUAUGAGCCCGGAGCGGCGGAAAAUGUAGGGGAAAAAAGGAGCGAGAAAUUCGCGAAAGUUUUGCCUCGUUUUUGGGGACAAGUGCCAUCAAAAAAUGGGCGACGCGCGAACCUGACGAAAAUUGGGUUGGGUGUCACGCGAAAACGGAUGAUUUACGCGGACCCUUCGCCCGUCAAUUUUGGUGUUUUUAUCAGGUUUUUAGGGCCAAAAGCUGAAUAGUUGCAUGAUAUCCGGCGAUGAACGAGGACGAAGAUGGAGUGCAGUUUGCCGCAUAUCUGACAUCAAAUUUGGGGGGAUGGGAAUUUUUGGAUCGGAAAAGUGGUUUCUGCAUUCGUUCCAACAGAAACGUGUAGAAAAUCGAUUUUCAAUAAGCCAGACUUGACAAAAAUUGUCCGACAAGCAAGUGUUUUCUCGUUUUUGUAGAAAUCAUGCAAAUUUUGGCAAUCCUUCACUAAAAGUUGAUUUUUGAGGUCCACUCUUUGGCCGCAGAAUGAUUAGAUCGAAAAGUUUCACGCCGUUUAAGACGUCAAACAUCGAAUUUCGCUAAUUUAGGAAUUGGACAAAAAAGGCACAAACACUCGCAUUCUUCUCUACAAAAAAAAGCGUCAGAACGCAUUCUGAUUGAAUUUCGGGAAAAAAGCAGCACGAUGAAGAACGUCGCUUUUUUGCUCGUCUUUUCCAGGGGGUAGGUAGAUCAAGAAUUGCUCGAAAGUUUUGGCAUUUGUUUACCCGCGGCCAAAUGAUACUUUUGUGUGCGGUGGCCGUGCCAAUUUCCCGUCGCGAAGAAGCCCGUUUCCCCGAGAGUUUUCCGAUUUUUUUGCUCCAGACAUUUCAAGGAGCACUAGUGAAAGGUUGGGAGGGAUUUUCUUGCAAAAGUAUGGGGAAAAUGAUUUCAAAUUGUCUAGACCGGCCUUUUUUGCCCAGCCCUGUCAAAUUCAAAAAAAAAAAGCGAACUUUUUCAAGUGAAAACACCUCGAAAAUGGAGUCAAAAACUUUAUCUGCAAAAAGGUGAUAUUUGUGAUGAGCUGCCGAUGUGUGUCCUCCGAAACGCCCACACAGCGCCAGAUGUGUCGCCGAAAACUUGCACUUUUAAUGCGUUCCGUCAAAAAUUACUCAUCUUCCAGAAAGUCGCCUGCAAAAUGGGUCGUAUUUACGUGAACGGCGUCCAAAUGACCGACACGGAGUACGUGAUGAAAAACGGCGACCGCCUCGAGCACUGGGCUCAUCGGCACGAGCAUCCGGUACGUUUUUGAGGCACAUUUUUGAUGAGCAUCGAAAAAAGGCUUUGCAGGCUUCUUGCACUUGAACUGAAGUAGAUUGGGUCCUAGUUUCAGAUAGAUCCGAUCGUCCGGUCCCAAGAUAUACGUAUUUUGCGAGAAUUGCGGUCUUAUGGCCUCCGAUCCACAUAUCUCGGGACCAAAUGAUCCGAUCGAUCUGAAACUUGGACCCAACAUACAUCCAUUCAAGUCCAAGAAGCCUGCAAAGUUUCGGUCCGAUCGGAGUCAAAUUUCUGUCGAUUCACCUUCUGUUUCCGCAAAACAUCCGAAUGAACAUCGUAGGCUGCCUAAAAUUGGAAAUUAAUUAUUGCAAGUUCUCGAUUUACCUGUGUUUGUAGUAAAAACCCAAAUAAAUAUUGUAGGUGCGCGACCUGCCGAUCCGGAUAAUCAGCGAAACGGACGACUUGUUGGUCGUCGAAAAGCCGCCGUCGCUUCCGGUUCACACCUGCGGCCAGUACGCGAUUCACACGGUUUUGGGACAAUUACGAGUGAAUGAGGGACGGAAUGGACUCAGGGGUACAGUCGAGUCAUGGGGAAUUUUUUGGGACAAUUUUGGAGCGAUUUUCGAUGAGCAUAGAGUUUUUAUUGCUGUUUUUAUGGAAACUGGGGUGUAUUCGUUGAGCAAUUACACUUUUUUUGCUGGAAAAAACCGAAAAAAGAAGACAAAAAACGGACCAUCAUCGAGACAAAAUAACAAACAACGAGGAGAAUCUCGGGACCGAAUUAUUCGAUCGGCCUGAAACUUGGACCCAGUGUACUUCAGUCAAAGUCCAAGAAAUCUGCAAUGUUUGGUCCCGAUCGGAUCAUUGCAAGUGGAUCAAAAGCCCUCGAAAAUGGCCGACCAGAAAUCAUUCUUUGAAAUACUAGUACUAGGCCGAAAUUCUGAGAAAAAAACAUCGCUAUUCCCAAAAUCUCAGAGAUCACGCGAAUUUCUAAAAAAAAAACUGUUUACUUUUCAUAUUGCAGUACUGCACCGCCUCGAUCGUGCCACUUCGGGCGUUCUUCUGUUCGCCAAAAACUACGAAACCGAUUUGGAAUUCAAGAGAACGCUGAAAAAAGGCGAAUGGAGCAAAGAGUACAUUUGCAAAGUCGACGGAGUCUUUCCCGAGUGAGCACACUCACUUCUUUUCGCUCCCCGACGUUUCGCAACCGCGACAUUUCGCUGCCAAAGUUCACGUGGCGGUUGCGAAAUGUCGGUGACCCACUUUUUAAGGAGAAAUAUCUGAAAAAUCGUAUUCUUUAAAUUUACAGCGACGAAAUAAUUUGCGAGCAACCGAUCGGUCCCCUGGUCAUUUCGAUGGGUAUUCAGUGCGUUCGAAACGAUGGAAAAGACGCGAAAUCGAGAUUUAGGUGAGUUUGUCGAAAAGUCGUACAAGUUUGAACAAUUCCUGGGUUUUUCAGAAAAUUAUGGUCAGACGGUACUCACUCGGUGGUCCAAGUACACAUUGAAACGGGUCGAACCCAUCAAAUUCGGGUUCAUUCGCAGUUUUUGGGUACGUGUUGAGAACAGCAUUUUGAUUAUUUUGUGCUUUCUGACGGCUUUGGACUUUUGGACGGGGCUACCCGAAAUCCAGGGCUGAGAAAAAGGCCGGCCCAGACUUUUCGAAGGCUUUUUGAGGCCUGGACUUUUGGCCCACUUAUAAUGAUCCGAUCGGAUCCACACUUUGCAGUCUUGUUGGAUUUGGAUUGAAGUGUAUUGGGUCCGAGUUUCGGACCGAUCGGAUCAUCAGGCCCAUAACAUCGCAAUUUUCGCAAAGACCCGACCUCUUCGGCCUUUGAUCCAGAUAUCUCGGGACCAGAUGAUCCGAUCCGUCUGAAACUUGAACCUAUAAUACUUCAAUCCAAGUCCAAGAAGCCUGCGAAGUGUGGUCCCGAUCGUGUCAUGGCAAGUGGGUCAAAAAUCCAGGCCGAAAUUUGCCUAGCUCAGCCAACAGCGAUUUUUAAACAUGUUUUUUCUCUAUAAUCUAAAAGAAAUUUAGGCCAUCCGAUCGUCGGGGACCAACUCUACAAUUCAUCGGUGUGGGGACCGACCAAAGGGAGAAAUGCCGAAUAUGGAAAGCCAUUUGAUGAGGUAAAAAACGCUUCAUUCACUUGUUUUGAUAGUCUACUGAAUUUUUAGCUGUGCGAAGACGUCCGCAACACCCACAAAUCGCAGAAUUGGCACGAAGCGCCCAACCCGGAAUACGAACAGAAAAUGGAAAGUUUGGCAUCGAAAAACGACGAGAUUAUCGUCGAACCCGUCGGACUUUUACCCGAAAACCGACCGGAACGCGACGAAAUCUGCCAAAAGUGUAACGUGGAAACGAAAAAAGUGCCCGACGAUCAUUUUCAGCUCUUUUUGCACUGUCUCAAGUACGAAACACCGAAGUGGUGCUUCAAAACCGAACUUCCCGAAUGGGCGGUGCAAAAAUAGCCAUUGUUGUUUUUACUUGA